This is a messenger RNA of Drosophila innubila, 1214 nucleotides long. Its product is annotated as SPRY domain-containing SOCS box protein 3. NCBI's taxonomy places the organism in Eukaryota, Metazoa, Arthropoda, Insecta, Diptera, Drosophilidae. Gene Ontology annotation, molecular function: protein binding. The record is from RefSeq and is a predicted model, not a curated record. Gene Ontology annotation, biological process: proteasome-mediated ubiquitin-dependent protein catabolic process. The transcript is spliced from 3 exons. The coding region runs from base 117 to 1025 and encodes 302 amino acids. Gene Ontology annotation, cellular component: SCF ubiquitin ligase complex.
AAUUGAGCAACAAAUCGAUAAGAAAAUCAGUUGCUCGGCGACCUCGUUAGCGUAUGAUACGGUAACGGAACGAAUCUGGGCCAAUCAAUAAUCAUAAGAAGCAGAAACAUAUCAGAAUGCUACCAAUGCCAAGUACAAAUCAGGAUCUCCGAUGUCCCGGCUUCUGCGAUUGUCGCUUUCCCAGCUCCAUCGAUGUGGCGAAUCACAAAGGCAAUAUACCCGAUAUGGUGACGUGCCGCUGUGGUGAGGACAGUGGCAACGGCUUGCAGUGGCAAUGGUAUAAAGAUGACGAAUCCGAUGCGCACAUCGUUGGCAGAAAUAUCAUAUUCCAUCCCACAUACAGUCAGGGCACGGCCAUUGCACGCGGGGAGCAGCCGCUGCAGCACGACAAAGUGCAUUUCUGGGAGAUGCGUGUUAUUACAGCGCUAGCGGGCACAGAUGUGAUGUUUGGCAUAGGCACCGAUAGCGUUAAUCUGGAGCAGUUUAAAUUUCAUUUUGUCUCCGCAUUGGGCACAAAUGCACAAUCCUGGGGCUAUUCAUACAAUGGCAAAAUCCAGCACUGCGGCGAUCAGUUGCCCUAUGGCCAAAAGUUUUCACAGGGCUGCCUGGUGGGUAUCUUUUUGGAUCGCACUCGUGGCCAUUUGGAGUUCUAUUUGAAUCGUCGUUCAUUGGGCGUUGCCUACACGAAUAUUCCAACAGAUCCGCAUGUCAAAAUCUAUCCAAUGGUCUGUUCCACAGCUGCCAAGUCAGUCAUACGCUUGAUUAACUCCACAUCGCAGCCGGCAACGUUACAGCUGAGAGCAUUUCAAUCGCUUGUAAAGCAUCCAGAGAAACUGGAAGAACUGCGGCAAAUGCCUGGCUUGAAGAGCAUCAUGCAGUCGUAUUGGUUUCUAGCUCCUCCCGUGCGUUACUCCCGGUCCUCUACAGAUUACGAACUCGAUCUGGGCGAUGAGGCGGUGCUGUCAAGUUCCAAGUUACGCUUGGGGAGAAAACAAAAGUAUAGAGGGUUAAGAGCAGACCAUUGAAUAACAUUAUCCGUGGUGAUAGCUGUUUAUGAUUCCAUCUAAUAUUUACACCAAAUAUUUAUAAAGUAAUUAUCUUAUCUGUUAAAUAAACAUGUAAUGUAAUGAUAAGACCAUAAUAAGACAUUACAUUUCUCUAAGCAAAAAUAAAUCAAAAUAAACAACUAUUUACACAUUCUGACUAAUAAUAAA